GUUGUUGACAAUCUAGUCGUGAGGGCGCAAAGUGGCGACUCUCUCGGGGGUCUCAUCCCAAAACUCAAAUUGUGCCCAAAGUGCACAGAAAUACGUAAUAAGAGUGUGUGCGCCAGUGAUUAGCAAUGUCCGUUGGCGAGGAGAUUGGCAGCAAAAUGAAUCACUUGACACUGAUUGAAGAGUUAUCAAUUGCCGGAACGGAUUCCAUACAAUUACAAUGCGUUGUGAAUCGAUAUUUGCAGGAUGUGACUGGUGCUCCAGUGGCCUUUCUUGUGCCACUCAUUCCCACAAGUGAUGAGGGUCUUUUACAAGUGGUUGGCGGAAAAGUUUUGGAUAAAGAAAUUCGAUUUUCGGUAACAUCAGAUGAUGUUAAUAAAGUAACCAAGAAUGGAUUUUCAUUCCUAGUCAACGAGAAACACAACGAAUUUCUGGAAAUGAUCGAAAAGACUAUUGGGAAGGAACAGAACAUCUUAUUGUUUGACAUUAAGCAUCCUCAGAAAAGUCCAGGAAGUGGUAACCAUCACGUUGCUCUUUUUGUCAGUCUGGUCAUUGAAGAUAAGAGCACCACAGUGAAGCGUGAAGAUUACGAGAAAAUCAUUCAAGAGGUGUUUAGAUACACUCUGGGUCAUUUGUUGACAGCUUUUGAGUUAUUUGAGGAAAAGCGAGUACGGGACCAGUGCCAAAAUCUUCUCAGAGUCGCUCGACGCUUAUUGGGAAAAAUCGGUGAUUUGGGAAAACUCAUGCGAGGCGUGAUGGCAGAGGCGAAGGACUUAGCGAAUGCUGAGCGUUGUUCUCUGUUUUUGAUUGAUAAGUAUACUGGCGAGCUCGUAUCGAAAGUGUUUGAUGGAAAUGAAGCCACCGAGGAGUUACGGAUUGAGAAUGGCCAAGGAAUUGCUGGACAUGUGGCGAAUACGGGAAAACUGCUCAACAUUCGCAAUGCCUACCAACAUCCACUCUUCUACAAGGGUGUUGAUGAAUUGACGGGUUUUAAAACCAGGAGUAUUCUCUGUUUUCCCAUUUGUGACGAGGAAAAUAUCAUCGGAGUCGCUCAAUUGUGCAACAAGGCGAAUGGCUUUCAUUUUGACAAAUGCGAUGAAGAAAUUGCCACAGCAUUCUCCAUCUACUGUGGCAUCAGUAUCAUGCAUGCUCUGGUUCAUGAACGUGUUCAGAAGGCGGAAGCGCGCCACAAGCUAUCCCAGGAACUUCUUCUUCACCACAUGAAGGUACCUGAAGAUGAUGUUCAGUCGAUUCUUCUGGACAUGCAAAACUUUGGAAAUAAGAUAGACGCGUGUGCGUUCUCCUCCUUCGACUACUGCCCACGCGAUAUCGAGAGAAUCUCAUCCGUUUACAUGUCCUUUCAAAUGUUCAGCGAUUUGGGACUUGUGCAGAAGUUCAAGAUACCUAAAGAUAAGUUAUUGAGAUUUCUGCUGCUCGUGCAGAAGGGCUACAGAGACAUGCCGUAUCACAACUGGACACACGCCUUCUCCGUCACCCACUUUGGCUUUUGCCUGUUGAAAAAUCUCCAACUCAUCGAACGUGGAAUGGUGACGGAUUUGCAAGCUCUGGCAUUCCUGGUGGCAUGCCUGUGUCACGAUUUGGAUCAUCGUGGAACUAAUAACUCGUACCAGAAACACUCAAGAAGUUCCCUCGCGAAGUUAUACAGUUCUGAGGGUAGCGUGAAUGAGCGACAUCAUCUUUCCCAAGCGAUUUGCAUUCUAAAUGACGCCAAUUGCAAGAUACUCGAUUCACUCGACAAUCAUCAAUUCAAGGAGUGCAUCGAUGUGAUUGGAGAAUUGAUAUUAGCCACGGAUUUGGCACAGCAUUUUCGCAUCAUCAGCAAUUUGCGCCAAUUAACAAUGGAGAAUCUCAAAUUGAAGCCAAUGCUCUUCCUCUCCCUCCUGAUGACGUGCUGUGAUUUGAGUGACCAAGUCAAGCCUUGGCCCACCACGCAGUUUGUGGCGGAGUUGGUGUAUGCAGAAUUCUUCGCUCAGGGCGAUUUGGAGAAGGAGAUGGGUCUGUCACCCAAAGAGAUGAUGGAUCGCCAGAAGGCGUGCAUUCCAGAAUUGCAAAUCGAAUUUAUCACCACUGUGGUGAGACCAACUUUUGAAAUUCUUGCCCAUAUCUUCCCAGAAAUAACACCUUGUCUUGACACUAUUGACGACAACCGCCGAAAUUGGGUAAUGCUGCGAGAACAGCAACCAUACUAUAAUUGUAUCACACCAUGAGGCGAAGCUUUUAGAAACAAUUUUACAUAUGUGUGAAAAUUUACAGUGCAUGAAAGUGUACAGAAAGAAAAUUUUGGGACGCAAUUUUCAGCAUACAAAUCAUUUUUCUUUUUACACAUUAUAUAUUUCUUUAUGUCUUUCAUUAUUACUUACUAUAUAAACACUGCACUACUACUAAUUAAAAAAAAAUCUGUAUUAUAUUUAUCAUAAAAUCUCUCUGCGGGAUAAGAUGCGGAUUUAUCAAAGACGUAAUAUAUGUGAAAUUAGGUUUCAAGUAAAGCGAAUUUUCUGAGAAAUAAAAUUGUAAAAGUAUUGUGAUAAAAUAUAUAUUUUUGAUCUUGAAGAAAUUAAACAUUUAAUUUUAAUGAAAACGCUGAUAAUAGUUGGAUUUCUCAUUCUUUUCAAACUCAAGAACUUCAUGAUUAAAAAAAAUCGUUACCCUUUAGGGCCAACAAGGUUCUGAACUAAACUACUUUCUUUGUAAAUCUGUAUAUCUUUUUAAUGAACAAAUAUAUUUCUGAUUCGGUCCUAAAGGGUGAAUAACGAAAUUCAAAAAUUCAAUAAUUAGAUAAUUUCUUCGAAUACCAAAUACUUAAAUGACCUAAUUUUUACAAAUAAAUCAAUUAAAUCAAUCGUAGAUAAAUAAUUACGGUGAAUGUCACAAUUCUAAAGGUUCGAAUAAUAAAGUUAGUAUCAAUUUAAACUUUGAUCAAUAUUCGCAAUUAUAUAUAUAUGUAUAUCACAAUUAAAAACCUAUAAUAUCAGAAUAGAGAAUAAAUGUUUAGUCGUGCAGUUGAGAUUUAGUUGCAGAAUCAAUUAGUACAAAAAGUGUCAAAA
Messenger RNA from Phlebotomus argentipes, 3062 nucleotides. Its product is annotated as cGMP-dependent 3',5'-cyclic phosphodiesterase-like. Gene Ontology annotation, molecular function: 3',5'-cyclic-AMP phosphodiesterase activity; protein homodimerization activity; 3',5'-cyclic-GMP phosphodiesterase activity. Gene Ontology annotation, cellular component: mitochondrial matrix; cytosol; perinuclear region of cytoplasm. The transcript has 11 exons. Gene Ontology annotation, biological process: positive regulation of gene expression; negative regulation of receptor guanylyl cyclase signaling pathway; cGMP catabolic process. Lineage: Eukaryota; Metazoa; Arthropoda; Insecta; Diptera; Psychodidae. The record is from RefSeq and is a predicted model, not a curated record. The coding region runs from base 126 to 2225 and encodes 699 amino acids.